CCGGUUCUUUCCGAGACGUUAAAUUCGCACAAGUUAGAUCCUACCAACGUUUUAGCUCGUAGGGCACCACAUUUUUGUUAUUUAUUUUAUUUUGAACUUAUUCUAUUGUUAUGAAGUACAUUAUUUUACUCAAUACUACACAAAACUGUAAUGUUAUAAAAGUUUAGCAUAUUUACAGUUUGGCUCUUGCCUUUUUGUUUACGAAGGAUCAAUACGCUGUCGCAAGCGUCGCGAAGGAGGUUCUUUUGAAAAUAUUUUUUCUGCCUUUUUUAGUCUUUAUAUAUUUAAAUGGUCAUGUGUCGAAACACUGGGAGCUUUUUCAGUUAGUUUUUUUUUACUUAGUCCAAGUUGACUGUAAAGAUGGCUACAGUAGAGAUGAUCGCUGCUGGCUGUAAGGGAGAUCAGGAGGAGAGGAUCUCUUCAAAAGAGAAGACGCCCUCUGUUUUAAGUGAAUCCAAUUUGAACUUUUCCAAGCUCACUCCUCAACAGUUUGGCAUCUCUACGGAGAGUUUUACACCAUCCUCUUCAUCCCAACGGCAAGAUAAAUCUCGUCUCGCUCAGAUAAAAGCAAGACGAAGAUCCAGCGUUGGUGUCCGGGGCUCACCAGAGACCAACUCUCUGAUCCGGUUCAUGGCUCAACAGAAGAUGAAGACUGCACCAAGUUCUCGAACUCCAGAGAUUGUUCGUGGUAGCCCCUUGGUGGCCUCCACUCUGAAGCAGAAGAUGGCCUCCUUCCAGAGUCUGAUGGAUGUGGUGGAGCGGGAGGCCGCUGAUGCGCUGCCAGAGCCGGGCAGCGGCCCUGGAGGAUGCAGAAAUCCUCUUUCGGACAGGAUUAACCUUAAUGAAGGAAAGGAGAACAACCCCCCAGCAGCUCCUGCACCCAGCAAGAGGAGGCGCCUGGAGAUUAGAGAGGCGUGUGGAGCUCUGCCCGACUCGACUCCGAAGGAGCAAGAGGGGGCUGUGUGUCGGGUCCAAAGCCCUGCCCCGCCCCCCUCUGCAGAUCCUGCGGCUGCUUCAUCAUCACAGCAGACCUCGCCCUUCCUCAUCUCCUCUCUGCCUUUGUUGCAGGAUCCUAAACCCACAGAGGAAGGAACCCCGUCUGUGGUGAAAGUGAAGAAGCAGGUGCGCUUCGGCGGUCCUCUCUCACCCGAGUUCUUUGACAAGAACUUGCCCCCCAGCACCCCGCUGCAAAAAGGUGGAACUCCAGCACGGGGGUCCACUCCUGGCGGGGGCGUGCCGCUGCGCUCUGUGCUGAAGACCCCCCAAAGCUGCGAAGCGAGGGCAGCGGGGGGACAGCUGGACUGUCUCAGCCCGUCUGAGUUUGAAGUUUCCCCCACACUAGUUUAUUCUGGCAGACGCAGAAUAAACCCUGAAGGUCAUGACGGAGGAGGCGAACACCCAAAGAUCGUUUUUCCUGUGUUGGAUGAGACGGACUCUGCACCGACGAGCCAUCCAGACCAUGAUUUUGACACCCAGCCACUGAAUUUGGACACCGCUUUCCAUGAAGAGUAUUUGUCUCACAGUCUGCCUGAUCUCUGUGCUGGUUCUAACACAUCGUGUCACACGGGUGUCCUGGAUGAACUCCUGCCAGAAGACGAGCCGCAAAAGGAGGGAGUUGAUGGUUCAGCUCCUCCUCCAUGCAAGAACACACAGGCGGCCACAGAACUGAAGGCCAGCAGUGAGGCUCCACGCUCCAGAAGAAAGAGAAAGCAGCCAGAGGAGAGCGAACCUGUAAAGAGGUCAACGCGCUCUGCUGCCAAGUCCGCCAGUGGGAGGCUGAAGGUGACCUCCACCCGUAAGUGGAACAAAGGCGUGGACCGCUCCCUGUACGGCUCCCGUGCGUACGCCUCCAAGAAUCCCAGUCUGAGUCCCAUCAGGGAGAGAUUGUCCCUCAGCGGCCGACCUCCAGCUGUGAGCUGCUCCGAGAGUCCUGUCAAGCCUGAGAUGGCAGACGCCGCCACAGAGGCGAGCGAUGCGGCGGUGGAAAACACCCCAGAAUCUGCCACGAACGCCGUUGUCUGCAAGCUUAGAGGCAGAAGAGGACCGAAGGUGAGGAAGGUCAGCGUUCCCGACAGCCAGGAUCUUCAGGACGUGCACGCUGAGGACCCAAGCACCUCCGUCUUUCAGGAUUCGUGGGAACUUCCAUCCCAGCUCCCUGAACCCGGAGCGCCGGGCGCCGACGGUGAAGAUCUUUGUUCCUCUGGGAAACCGCAGCCCCACGAAAGUGCAAAAUCUGACGGCAUGCGGGGCGGAGAGCUUCCAGACUGCACGGAGGAGGCGGUGCUGGUUGGUGAGGUCGCUGAGGGCCCCCCCAACAGCUCCGGCGUUCAGGAGGAGGGGGUGGGGGUGGGCGAGGCAGGCCUUGCUCCUUGGCAGGCUGACUUCAACUUUGAGGACGUGUUCAAACCUGUAGCCACCAGAGGGCAGCGCUCCGUCCGCAGAAGCCUAAGGAACCAAAGGUCGAGCACGGCGCUGGGGGGGCGGGGCUCGCCUGGGUGCCUCACACCUCUCCUGAGGCCAUCAGGGAGACGCGCAGGAGGACCGGCGGACGCCGACGCAGCGCCGCUCCGCCCAUCCAACCUGCCCCCCCAGAGGAGGCGCACAACUCCACCCCUGACCUUAUGUGAAAGACGCUGACUGGGAAUCAACAGACUGACGGGAUUCUAACUACUGACUUCCAAAAAAAUAUCCCACCCACCCACCUGCUCAUCACAUUGUAGCCUCUGCCAGAGCCGCGGGUAUCGACUUCCAGAUUUUUGAUCCGGUUUCUUAGAGGAUGCAUCCUCAGCCUCCCUCUAAGAAACUGGAUCAAACAUCUGGAAGUCGAUACCCACUGAAGGCCCCCCUUUUUUAACUUCACAUCCUUUCAAAGAAAUGUCAAAAUUCAGCCGUUUAGGCUGAUUUGAAUCCCAAAAAAAGGAAGGAAGCGACUUGUUCUCUAAUCCAGAUGUUCUAAAGAACAAGCCCAAAGCGUCUGAGCCGUGUGCUGACUUCACCUCACCUCUGACAGAUUUCUCUUCAUGACUCCCAGGAUGAUUUGUUUUAUUUCUCAGCCUUUAUGGAACAAACUGCCUCAUAAGUGAUUGAUCUGGUCUACAUUUGGGACGCCUCCAAGUGCCUGGAAGUGAAUUGACUCCUAACCCCCCUCCUUGCUUUUCCGCCCGUUAUGGAUUCAGAUCCGCCGCUCUUCACUUUCUCCAUCCAUCAGUCAAGAGCAGAACAGAGAGGAGCCGUAACAAACGGAGUUUCUGAUUCACUCCACAUUGGAAAAUUGGCUCCCAGAAUGAUGCAUGGCGGCGAUCUAUCCUGCCACUGCCUCCCCUUUACGUCACGUCAGUCACUUGGCUGAAGGACGCCGGAGGUUUCUGGCUCUUCUCCUCCAGUCUCACUGAAAGACAAACGACCGGAGUCUGGAUUCUGUGUUACAUCAGUGGCGCCACACUGCCAUCUUGUGGCAGCUUGUAGGAAUUGCAUUUAACAAGUUCUUCCAACUUGACCAACUAAGUUGACAUUAGAGAAUAAAACUGAUGACAUUGGUUUCCUUUA
Molecule: messenger RNA, 3546 nt
Organism: Oryzias latipes (Japanese medaka)
Lineage: Eukaryota; Metazoa; Chordata; Actinopteri; Beloniformes; Adrianichthyidae
Gene: cdca2
Product: cell division cycle associated 2
Biological process (GO): regulation of mitotic nuclear division; regulation of chromosome segregation
Cellular component (GO): nucleus; chromosome
Source: RefSeq, a predicted model, not a curated record